CAUAGUUACGAGGUCAAUGUGUCCUUCCACACGUGUUUUCUGUAAUCUUCAGAAGAGACUGUAGCAGGAAGCUAGCCGGCUGCUGUCAGCUGUCAAACCAAACUUCUCGAUCCUUAGUUUUUCAUUAACAUUUAUAUACAGUCAUGCUAAAGUCAGUGGUCCGUGCUGUGGGAGCAGCUGUCCGUGUCUCUUCAGUCACCACAUCAUCAGCCCGAGCUCUACCGCUCAGCUGUCCGACACUAUGCGCUCCAAGCUCGGCCACGACUCGGCCUUUCACCCGGUCUCUGUGGAUGCUGAAUAACAACGGAGCCUCGUCAGGAUACAGACCGAAACUGUUCAGUUCAAAAGCGUUUACUCCUUCACUAUCAUGUGGCUGUGGAGGACUUCAUACAGAAGGUGACAAAGCAUUUGGCGAGUUCCUGUCUGAUGAAAUCAAAGAGGAGAGGAAGCUCCAGAAAACCAAAAGCCUUCCUAAGAUGUCUGGAGGAUGGGAGCUGGAGAUGAACGGCACAGAGGCUAAACUCUCGAGGAGUAUCGCAGGAGAAAAAGUCAUUGUCACAUUUAACGUCAAUAACAGCAUCCCUCCUAACUUUGAGGAAGAGGCAGAACAGGGACAGCAGAAGCCAGCAGAAGAGGAGCCAGAACUUGUGUCAACUCCCAACUUUGUUGUUGAAGUAACGAAACAGGCAGCGAAACAUUCCCUGGUGUUUGACUGCCAUUUCCCUGAAGACGAGAUAAGCCAGGGUGAAGGAGGAGAAGAAGAGAGUGACAUCUUUACCAUCCGGGAGGUCAGUUUCCAGCCGGAGGGAGACUCUGACUGGAAGGAGACAAGCUACACGCUCAACACAGACUCUCUGGACUGGGCUCUUUACGACCACCUGAUGGACUUCCUUGCUGACCGCGGGGUGGACAACACAUUUGCCGAUGAACUGAUGGAGCUGAGCACUGCCGUCGAACAUCAGGAGUACAUCAAGUUCCUGGAAGACCUCCAAGGCUUUGUCAAGUGUAACUAAUGUUAGAUAUUAACUCAUUUUCACUGUUCUCUAUCACAUAUCUUGCAAAGUUGGAGGUGUGAUAAUACAAUAAUGUUGCAGCAAUGAUGAUUGAUGACUAAUUGAUAUUUUUGGCACUCUAAAGACAUACCAUCCCUUGCUUUAGUGUCAGUGACUGUGAGCCAUGUUGCUGCAAAUGUUCUCUCUUUGUUGAAAUGUGAGUUUAUUUUUCUGUAAUUUAAAUUAAAUGUAUAAAGGUCAUUAAUAAUGCCGGUCAGAAACAAUGAUUAUAACAAAAUACUCCUGUAUUUGUCUUCCCUGCAGAGCUCUAACACAGUCCAGUUAAUAUUUGCUAAGUAGCCCUGAAGCCAAGAUUUGUCUAGAUGUAAAAUCAAAACAGAAGUUCCCAAAAAAAAAAAAAGAUAUAUAUGUGUAUAUACAUAUAUUUUAGGGAAACAGUCCUCACUUAAUGGUCUAACAUCUUGACAAUCCUGCUCAAGUCUUAUUUCUGGCUGGUGUUGGCUCAGGAGUUCAUGUUGACUCAUUGACUUGACUCUGUUUGAAUAUGUGAAGACUUAAUUUGAGUGGUAUACAGCAGUGUAUUCUCAGAGAGUGGAAGAUCAGUGUCCAAUAAAACCGUUUGAUAUAAAACUA
Molecule: messenger RNA, 1646 nt
Organism: Notolabrus celidotus (New Zealand spotty)
Lineage: Eukaryota; Metazoa; Chordata; Actinopteri; Labriformes; Labridae
Gene: c1qbp
Product: complement component 1, q subcomponent binding protein
Exons: 6
Coding region: 144-1013 (289 amino acids)
Biological process (GO): cytosolic ribosome assembly
Cellular component (GO): mitochondrial matrix
Source: RefSeq, a predicted model, not a curated record